AUGCAGACUCCACACGAGGAGUUCUCCUUACCUCUGGGCGCGAAGAUGCAUGCUUCUGCGUCCUCUACCGAGCAGCGAAGACCUUCUUGGCAGUCCCGGCGACGAUCAUCCAUCCGCUCUGGAAACUCUGGACAUGCUCUUUCGUCACGGCACUCAGUCUCGUCUGCCAAUGCACGCAAUGCUUCGUCGCAGCAGCAGCAGCUUGAACAGGAGCAGCUUCGCCGUGCUUCGCUUUCAGCAUCUACGCAGUCAUCCCAGUCCAAAUGGUGGCGGAUUCGUUUCUUCCGUGGCAUGAUGAAUGAUGUCAAGCGUAGAGCGCCGUAUUAUUGGAGUGAUUGGACUGAUGCGUGGGACUAUCGUAUUGUGCCCGCUACGGUGUACAUGUACUUUGCUAAUAUCCUUCCCGCCCUGGCUUUCUCGUUGGAUAUGUUUGAAAAGACAAACCAGAGCUUCGGCGUUAAUGAAGUCUUGCUUGCGUCUGUCCUCGGCGCCGUCGUGUUUUCUGUCUUUGCUGCUCAACCAUUGGUCAUUGUUGGCGUUACUGGUCCGAUUACCGUGUUCAACUAUACUGUUUACGAUAUCAUCACUCCGAGGGGUACGCCUUACCUGGCCUUUAUGUGUUGGAUCGGAAUCUGGUCAUUGAUUAUGCACUGGGCUCUUGCCAUUACAAACGCUUGCAACGGACUCACCUAUGUCACCCGAUUUUCGUGUGAUAUUUUUGGGUUCUACGUUGCAUUCAUCUACCUUCAAAAGGGUAUCCAGGUUCUAACUCGCCAAUGGGGUGCCGUUGGGGAGACUUCGGCAUAUCUGGCUAUCAUGGUGGCGCUUCUCGUCCUCAUGGUAGCUUGGAUCUGUGGAGAGUUGGGCAAUAGCAACCUCUUCACGCGAUUUGUUCGGAAAUUCUUGGAGGACUAUGGUACCCCGUUGACAAUUAUUUUCUUCACUGGCUUCGUGCACAUUGGACACAUGCGGGACGUGGAUGUUUCUACCUUGCCGACGAGCAAGGCUUUCUUCCCAACGCUCGACCGACCCUGGCUGGUGCAUUUCUGGGAUAUUGAUGUUGGCGAUAUCUUCUUGGCCAUUCCAUUCGCCAUUCUUCUGACAAUCCUGUUCUACUUUGAUCACAAUGUCUCGUCUCUCAUCGCCCAAGGCACGGAGUUCCCUCUUAAAAAGCCCGCUGGCUUCCACUGGGACAUUUGGCUUCUCGGUCUUACUACCUUUGUUGCCGGAAUUCUUGGCAUUCCCUUCCCCAAUGGACUCAUUCCCCAGGCGCCUUUCCACACUGCUGCUCUCUGCGUCACCCGCCAAGUAGCCGAUGAAGAUGACACAAACAAGGGAAAGGCCAUCCGAGUUACCGACCACGUGGUAGAGCAGCGAGUCAGCAAUCUUGCUCAGGGUCUCUUGACUCUGGGCACGAUGACCGGUCCCCUCCUCAUCGUUCUCCACUUGAUUCCACAGGGCGUCAUGGCUGGUCUCUUCUUCAUCAUGGGAGUCCAAGCUCUCCAAGGUAAUGGCAUUACCCAGAAAUUGAUCUUCCUCGCCCAAGACAAAGACUUUACGCCAGGAUCCAACCCCUUGAAGAGGCUUGACCGUCGCGGAGCUAUCUGGGCGUUUGUCAUUGUCGAGCUAAUUGGCUUCGGUGCCACAUUCGCUAUCACCCAGACCAUCGCUGCUAUCGGUUUCCCCGUGAUCAUUCUCCUGCUUAUCCCAGUUCGAUCUUUCCUGUUCCCGAUGUGGUUCACUCGAGAAGAACUGAACGUUCUGGAUGCCCCUACUGCCAGCCCUUUCACUAUGGAAAGUGUUGGCGGUACUCAUGGGUUGGAAGAAGAGUCUGCAGAUUUGGCGGCUACGGGGGUAGAAAUUCCCUCAAGCGGUGGUAAUGGAGUUCUCAGAGGCCGACCAUCUUCGUCCUCGGAUUCUGCGUUUGAGGAGGAUGAUCUAGAGAGAGGAGAGGCAUACGAACUUCAAUCGACCCUUCAUCGACGCAGCAGUCACAGUCGCGUUGACUAA
This is a messenger RNA of Penicillium cataractarum, 2010 nucleotides long. Its product is annotated as anion exchange family protein. Gene Ontology annotation, cellular component: fungal-type vacuole; plasma membrane. Gene Ontology annotation, molecular function: solute:inorganic anion antiporter activity; borate efflux transmembrane transporter activity. The transcript has 5 exons. Gene Ontology annotation, biological process: transmembrane transport; monoatomic ion homeostasis; borate transport. The coding region runs from base 1 to 2010 and encodes 669 amino acids. The record is from RefSeq and is a predicted model, not a curated record. Lineage: Eukaryota; Fungi; Ascomycota; Eurotiomycetes; Eurotiales; Aspergillaceae.